Molecule: messenger RNA, 329 nt
Organism: Prunus avium (sweet cherry)
Lineage: Eukaryota; Viridiplantae; Streptophyta; Magnoliopsida; Rosales; Rosaceae
Source: RefSeq, a predicted model, not a curated record
UUGUUUUAAUUCUUUGUAGGAAAAUUGAUCAGAAUUAUUUCACCGGUCCCCUACCAGCAUUCAUCGGCAAUAUGACCGCAUUAACGUCAUUGUCAAUUGCCACCAAUUCAUUCUCUGGGCCCAUCCCCAAGGAGCUUGGAAACCUUAAGGAGCUAACUAUGCUGGCCUUUGGAUCAAAUAAUUUCUCCGGAACACUCCCUCCAGAACUUGGUAACUUAGUCAAGCUCAAGGAAUUGUACAUGGACAGCUGUAGAUUUAGUGGUGAAAUUCCUUCAACAUUUGCUAAGCUCACCAACAUGCAACUCCUGUAAGAAUGGCCCUUAAGUGGU